AUGCCUCCUAAAAUACAGGUAGUUCCCAAAAAUGGUAAAAUGAAGAUUAAAAUGUUUACUUCAGAUAAAUGGAUUAAGUUUUUUACAAACGCAGGCAUUCCAUCUCAAGUUUCAGCAAGUUAUGCCUUGUUAUUUGAUGAAAAUAGAAUACAAACAGAUAUGUUAAUUGAUUUGAAUGAAGAUUAUUUACGGGAAAUGGGUAUUACAAGAAUUGGUGAUAUUAUUGCUAUAUUAAAACAUGCUAAAAGCGUUCACGAGCAAGCAGAACGCGACAGAAUCCUUGAUAAGGCAAGAGAUCCAGUAGCAGCUGUGGCUUCUUUACCUAAAGAAGAAACUGGAAAAUCAGUACCAAUAGACACGCCUGAUGUCUCACAGGUUAAAAAGCCGGCUAGAACAGUUUUACCAGAGCACAAUGUAGGUUACAGAGUUAUAUUGCCACAAAGAAUAACGCAAAGGAGCAAAGAAAUACUUGAGAAGAAGAAAUAUAUGCUAUCCAAGCAAGUUGCAGCCAAGUCAAAACCGUCUAUUUUUAGAAGGCUAGGUAUGCAUCACAACUCGAGACAAGUCCAUGUUAAAUCUAAUCCAUCAACUACGUCAUCGGCUUCUGUAUUUAAUAGACUUGGUAAACUAGAAGAUGAGCUCCCCAAGCCCAAAUCAAGAAUAAUUAUCACUGCCCAAUCAACCAACAUAAAAUCUGUAAAGACCGCAAAACAACAUGUACGUUUAGUUGAAAUUUUUCCGAAGUCAAUAUGUGCAGAUCAACCAGAAGUAUCGACAAAAGAAAGAAUAAAUUUACCUAAUAAGAAGACUGAUAUUGUAAAUAAACAGUAUAAAAGUAUUAUAAAAGCAAUGUUAGCUUCAAAUGCUAAACGAGAUGCAAAUAAAUCUUUCAACCAUUAG
Ctenocephalides felis (cat flea) is the source of this 900-nucleotide messenger RNA. RefSeq lists its product as uncharacterized. The transcript has 3 exons. Gene Ontology annotation, molecular function: protein binding. The record is from RefSeq and is a predicted model, not a curated record. Lineage: Eukaryota; Metazoa; Arthropoda; Insecta; Siphonaptera; Pulicidae. The coding region runs from base 1 to 900 and encodes 299 amino acids. Gene Ontology annotation, cellular component: nucleus.